AUGAGGAAGAAGGCUUCCGGGCCAGUCAUAGUGGCAGGCUGGGUGGCACUCUCCGCAGCGACGGUCGCUGCGUUCAUCUGGGCCCGAAGAGACCUGACGGCUAGACGACUGGAUAUCGUCAGGGAGAAUAGAAAGGCCAAGUUGGCCGAAGCAAGUGCUGUCGAAGCAACGGUACGAGAUCCAACGGAUAAACCCUCAUAG
Messenger RNA from Kockovaella imperatae, 201 nucleotides. RefSeq lists its product as hypothetical. The transcript has 4 exons. The coding region runs from base 1 to 201 and encodes 66 amino acids. Lineage: Eukaryota; Fungi; Basidiomycota; Tremellomycetes; Tremellales; Cuniculitremaceae. The record is from RefSeq and is a predicted model, not a curated record.